CCCCGCCCCGCCCCGCCCCGCCAAGAUGGCGGCGCCCACGGCUGCCCGGGCGCUGCGGGCAGUGCCCCGCAUCCGCCCCGUCCCCGAGGCCCCCCGGCACCUCCACACCACCCCCGCCUGCCUCAAGACGCGGGCGGCGCGGGUGCGCGUGGGCAAAGGGGACAAGCCGGUGACCUACGAGCAGGCGCACGCCCCCCACUACAUCGCCCACCGCAAGGGCUGGCUCUCCCUGCACACCGGGAACCUGGCCGAGGAGCCGGGCGCGGCGGAGCGGGCGGUGGAGGACGCCUUCCUGCGCCGAUUCUUCUACGGCACCUUCCCCGGCGUCCUGGCGGACGAGGUCGUGCUGAAGCGCCGCGCCAACCUGCUGGUGGUCUGCCUGGUGCUGGCGCGGGGCCUGCCGCCCGCCAAGCUCUACUUUCUGGUGGGCUACGCCGAGACCCUCCUCUCCCACUUCUACAAGUGCCCCGUGCGCCUGGAGCUGCAGACGGUGCCCGCCAAGGUGGUCUACAAGUACCUCUAGCGUCCGGCGGUGCCCCCCCGGGGCGGGGAAUAAAGCGGGGGUUUGUGCUCA
Molecule: messenger RNA, 574 nt
Organism: Harpia harpyja (harpy eagle)
Lineage: Eukaryota; Metazoa; Chordata; Aves; Accipitriformes; Accipitridae
Product: 28S ribosomal protein S24, mitochondrial-like
Exons: 4
Coding region: 26-523 (165 amino acids)
Biological process (GO): translation
Cellular component (GO): mitochondrion
Source: RefSeq, a predicted model, not a curated record